This is a messenger RNA of Iphiclides podalirius (scarce swallowtail), 447 nucleotides long. Lineage: Eukaryota; Metazoa; Arthropoda; Insecta; Lepidoptera; Papilionidae. The record is from the annotation of a GenBank genome assembly.
AUGUUUGCAAGAAAUAUUAACAACUUCCUUACUCGCAAUUCAUUGCUUUGUCAAUCUAAGGUAGUUUUGCGUAAUAUUUCGUUUACCACGGUCAAGUACGACAUAGUCAAAAUACAAAGCACAGAUGAUUUCAAGGAUAAGGUGAUAAAUAGCAAAGUUCCAGUUGUUGUUGAUUUCUUUGCUACGUGGUGCAAUCCUUGCAGGCUCUUAACACCACGUCUAGAAUCUAUAAUUUCUGAAAACAAAGGCAAGGUGGUCUUGGCUAAAGUUGACAUUGAUGAACAAACAGACUUAGCUCUAGAUUAUGAAGUGAGCUCUGUUCCUGUGUUGGUAGCUAUUAAGAAUGGGAAAGUUCAGCAACGUCUUGUGGGUUUGCAAGAUACUGACAAGCUACGAAAAUGGGUUGAACAGUUUACGAAUGAAGAAUCUAAAGCUGAAGUAAAGGCA